This is a messenger RNA of Limanda limanda (common dab), 1437 nucleotides long. Its product is annotated as matrix metalloproteinase-19-like. The transcript has 9 exons. The record is from RefSeq and is a predicted model, not a curated record. Gene Ontology annotation, cellular component: extracellular matrix. The coding region runs from base 1 to 1437 and encodes 478 amino acids. Gene Ontology annotation, biological process: proteolysis; collagen catabolic process; extracellular matrix organization. Gene Ontology annotation, molecular function: zinc ion binding; metalloendopeptidase activity. Lineage: Eukaryota; Metazoa; Chordata; Actinopteri; Pleuronectiformes; Pleuronectidae.
AUGGGACAUAGGCUGGAGUUAAUGGUGCUUGUUGUUUUGAUGACACCAGUUCCUUGUGCCGCCCUGAACACUGAGGAGUUUACCGAGGCUGUGGAGUAUUUAAGGAGUUAUGGAUAUCUGCACAUCCCUCUGGACAGUAAAGGCCCAAACCCUCCACCUGCGGCAAUAUCAGAAGCAGCAAGAAUCUUUCAGAAAGUGACAAACCUGCGAAUAUCCGGAACCUUAGAUUCCGCCACGCUGUCGAUGAUGAACAAACCUCGCUGUGGUCUGCAGGACUCUUUCAACAACAAGUCCCUCACAUACAGAACCAUGGGUUACUGGCGUAAGAAGAUGUUGACCUACCGCAUCUUUAACUACACCCCCCACUUGGGUCAGGGAAAGACCCGGUCGGCCAUCUUCAACGCCUUCAAGUACUGGAGUGACGUGUCGCCGCUGCGGUUCAAGGAGACGCAGCAGGGAAGAGCAGACAUCAAAUUCUCCUUUCACAGGAAGGACAAAUCAUGUCCAGUUCCCUUCGAUGGACGAGGUCACGUGUUAGCCCACGCCGACGCUCCCCAGUCGGGCAUCGUCCACUUUGACGAAGACGAGCUGUGGACCGAGGGGAGGAGCUACGGCUCCAACCUGAUGAUCGUGGCGGUUCACGAGAUCGGCCACGCCCUCGGCCUGGGCCACUCACAACACUCCAGUGCAGCCAUGGGCCCCGUGUACAACGGGUACCGCUCGGACUUCAAGCUUCAUCCGGACGAUGUACGAGGGAUCCAGGCCUUAUAUGGUAAUAUCAGAAUACCUGUUGUGACCCUCUUAGGAAAAGCCGUGACUCUUCCUCCGCCCAGAAAACCAAGUCAUCCGGCACCAGGGGGCGUUGCAGAUCCUUGCAAAGCAACAUUGGAUGCGGUCAUGUUGGGUCCUUCACAUAAGACGUAUGCUUUCAGUGGUCAGUACAUGUGGACAGUGUCCAGCUCGGGCCACAGUUCUCCAAUGCUGAUCUCAGCGCUGUGGAAGGAGCUUCCCCGGAGCCUCGAUGCAGCUGUUCACUCUCAGAGGACCGGGAAGUCCUAUUUUCUGAAAGACGACAAGGUGUGGAGAUACACGGGACUCAAACUCGACCACGGUUACCCCCGACGCUUGGCCAACGUCCCGGCAAAGAUUGACUCGGCCUUGUACUUCAAAAAGAACAAGAAACUGAUAUUUUUCAAAGGAUCUGGAUACUGGCUGUGGGAUGAACUUGGUCCGACAGACUUCAGGUCAUAUCCCAAACCCAUCAGCCAUCUCUUCACCGGAGCUCCCAGCAGCACCGACGCUGCCUUGACGUGGACAAACGGACAUAUUUACUUAUUUAAAGGCUCUCAGUACUGGCGAGUAAACCAGAAGCACCAAACCGUGGAGAAGGGCUAUCCUCAGGACAUGGCCUCAGACUGGAUGCAGUGUGACGACUGA